This is a messenger RNA of Ipomoea nil (Japanese morning glory), 2763 nucleotides long. RefSeq lists its product as uncharacterized. The coding region runs from base 424 to 2340 and encodes 638 amino acids. The record is from RefSeq and is a predicted model, not a curated record. The transcript has 9 exons. NCBI's taxonomy places the organism in Eukaryota, Viridiplantae, Streptophyta, Magnoliopsida, Solanales, Convolvulaceae.
UUGUAGUAUAUAUAACCUCUCCCUCCAAGUUUACCGUUAAAUUCAAGAUUCCGGAGCGACAAUCUCUCUCUAAUCCCGCCGGCGGGAAUGCUCAGUAUCCCUGACAAACAGCUACAGUCGGAAAAUUUUCCCAGAAUAAAUGAUCGUGAAGAUAUUGAAAAAGAUCGGCGACCGUUGACGUAUCCCUCUCUCUCAUUUAUAUCUCAUUUUCUUCUCGCAAUAAAUGCCACCGCUCCCCACUUUCUUAUUAUUCAAACUUGGAAUCGUACUUGGCUUGGGGGUCUGGAAGUGAAGAAAUAUAGCUGUUAAAAGGCUUUUGUGGAUACAGUUAUAGUUUUAUGGUGUUCAUCUGUUGAUUCAUUGGCUGCAUUGGUGGGUGAUUGGGAGUGAUUCUUAGGUUGAAGACUUGAAGAGUGAAUAAUAAUGGCUAUUGUGAGUUUACAUAAUAAUGUUUCUGCAUUUGAUUCUUCUUUCCUUGGUGAAUCUCUGUCUCCUGUGUCAAGGCGACGGGGCGAAAGAGAAAGGCCAAUAAUGGUGUCUUCUGCAUCCACUCUCAUUCAAAUGUGGAGGGAGAUUGAGGGUGAGAGCAUGGUGAGUAAUACCAUAACCAGAUUUGGUGAUAGAGAUGGGCAACUGAGGAGUGAGGGUGUGAAUUCUGUGGGCAUUUUCGAGUCAGAUGGGCACAAUAAUGGUGUUAAUUCCCAAAAGCAGACAGUUUUGCGGAAUGAAAAUCAGAAUGGCACCUCAGAUUACUCCAUGGAUCUUGGGGAGAUAGAAAGGCAGAGAGUGAGGCAAGUUUUUCGAGGAUGGAUGGGCGAUGGUGUAAAGAUUCGUUCUUUGAACACACCGUCGCCUAUCAAAGGCCAAUCAAAGGGAGAGUGGUUAGGUGGAAGUGAGUGUGUAAAGUUGAGAAUUGUAAAGGAAGGGGUGCAGAUGUAUAAUGAGCAGAGAGGCACAAACAACUCUGAUAGAGAUGAAGGGGGUGCUGAAAAUAGUCCUCAAAUUGAGCAAGUGAGUGAAAGGGUGCUGGCGAAAAUUUCUGGAAAUGGAGAGUGGAAGGGCUGCAGGGCCUUAAGAGGACUACGCGGCAGACAGGCUCUUCUCGAUUUGCUGCUGAAGGCUCAGAGGGAACGGCAGAGAGAACUUCAAAGUUUGAUGGAGGGUAGACAUGUAUCAGACUUUGCUUAUCGCAAUCGCAUCCAGUCACUGCUGAGAGGCAGAUUCCUGCGAAAUGGUAGAUUGAUCCGGGAUGAAAGAUCAGUUGCAGCGAGCGAAAUAGGCCUUCUGAGACAAAGACAAACUGUUUCUUAUUUGAGGGAAGGAUUUUUGUCUAGAUUGGUCCAUAUUGAGCCUGGUCAUGGUCAAAUUUGUGGUUUUCAGUCCAAUGGUGAACAUAAUGGUCUCGAAAAUAUUCGCUCUCAAUCAGACAUUGGACUAGAAUCUGAGCUUGCAUAUGAAUGGAGAGAGAUAGAUGAUGGAUCUCAGAGACUUGGGAACUCAGAGACAGUUGGGGACAUGAAUCAACACGGAAGAACUGUCGAAACUGCUGAAACAUCAGAGCGACGCUUAGAAUGUGACAGUGAAAGUUGGCUCGAAAGUGCAGCUAACCAACAGUAUCCAACAACUCGUGACAACGAUGUUGGAGAACAUAGCGUCGAGGAGUCAAUGGAUGGUCCUGUUGGAAGGGCAGACUCGUUUUACAUCCCAGAUGACAACGAUGUUCACAGCGUCGAGCUUAGAGAACUGCUGAGCAGGCGACGUGUCUCUAAUCUACUGCAAAGUGGUUUUCGCGAGAGACUAGACCUGCUUAUACAGUCUUAUGUGGAGAGGCAAGUGCAGGCUUCUCUUGACUGGGAGAAUGAGGAUGAGGGUGACAUAAACGAUAUCGAAAGAAAUAACUUUUCACCAGAUUCUCUAUCCCAGCCUCUUUGGGAGCAGGAGUGGGAAAUCAUCAAUGAGCUAAGGACCGACAUGGAUAGGCUUCAACAGCAGAUGAACACUAUGCAGAAAAUGGUGGAAACUUGCAUGGACAUGCAAAUCGAACUGCAGAACUCUGUGCAAAACGAAGUUUUUGCAGCCUUAAAUCACUAUUCUGUUUCAAAAGAUGGAAAUGCUGCAUGUGAGGACAAUCUUGUGAAGGAUGAACCGAAAUGGGAUAACGUGAGAAAGGGAAUCUGCUGCUUAUGCUGCACAAGCAGCAUAGAUUCAUUACUAUACAGGUGUGGGCACAUGUGCACAUGUUCAGAAUGUGCAGAAAAACUGGUCCAAGAACACGGGAAGUGCCCAAUGUGUGAGGCACCUGUAGCUGAGAUGAUCCAGGCUUACUUUAUACAACAAUAAUAGGAAUAUUAGGGAUCGAAGUCUUUGCUUUUCUUGCACACUUAGCUUGCUCGAGGGAAAUGGUCAAUUCGAUUCUAUGGUAAGAUUAAAGAAUAUUGGGAUGAGCUUUUUUUGAACUGAAUUAUCCUGACAUAGCUGACAAACACAAAACAAAGUCCAAGUUUUUUUAUGAUGGCUUGCAAGUUGCUCUACUGCAACAGUUUACUGCUGCUGGGAUGUGUUCCUGUGAAGAUGAUUUGUGGAAUUAUAGGAAGAAGAGUUAGGAACAUGAAUAUAGUAUUAUAUGGUACUGAAGAAGAUGUUCCAAAUUAGGUGGAGGAGACACAUUCAUGGUGAAAUGCUAAAAUGUUUUUUUUUUUUCCCAGCAUGAUGCAUUGUUAUGCCUCCUGUAUCCUAGCUUGGAUGAGAUAAAAUUUGCCAAUA